Messenger RNA from Hydractinia symbiolongicarpus, 2965 nucleotides. RefSeq lists its product as uncharacterized. NCBI's taxonomy places the organism in Eukaryota, Metazoa, Cnidaria, Hydrozoa, Anthoathecata, Hydractiniidae. The transcript is spliced from 6 exons. The record is from RefSeq and is a predicted model, not a curated record. The coding region runs from base 3 to 2873 and encodes 956 amino acids.
UUAUGCCUCGAAUAAAGAAACGGAUGUUAUGUCCCCAUUGCAGCGAAAGUCUAUCUCAUUCUGCAUAUUUUCGUCACAAAGAAUUAUAUUACCGAGAUGGAACUUGGAAAGUUCAAGAAAAUCAACGUAAUCAAGAACUAUCUUCGAAAAACCAAAUAAUACAAACAAGAGAUGAUAACGACGUGCAACAUACAGAUGUUAACCUAGAUUCUCAGGAUAAAACACUUCUGCCUAUUGAUCACACACUAAUUGAGAGUGAUGUUUCAAUCGAGAGUGAUGAAUCAACAUGCAAUGAUCAUCAUGAUCCAGAUGACAAUUGUGUGAAUGAAGAAACCGCAACGGAAUUGUGGGAAGAUCCUGAAGCAGAACCAGAGGACGACUUUAAUGUUGUUGUUAGUCAACAUGCUAACCAUCAUACCACAAAAUUCAUCACUCUGGUACUGCAAGCAAUGUUCAUUUUGCAAGUUCAUAUUUUUCUCUCUGAUAACACAUUGGAAAGUAUUUUAGGUUUUUCAAAACUGAUUUGUUUAUUGCUCAACAAAAUGUUUGGUUUACACAUUCUUGAUGAAAUAUUGGAAAAAUUUCCAAAUUCAUUAUACAUGGCUCGACAAUAUCUGGCUCUGAAUCGGGAUUCUUUUACAAAGUUUGUUGUGUGCACGUCAUGUCAAUCUCUGUAUUCUUAUAAUCAAUGCUGGAAAAAAGAAAUCACUGGUAGAAAGACAAGCAGCAAAUGUAGUCAUGUGAAAUUCCCUAAUCACCCAUUUCCUGCCUACAGGGAACCUUGCAACAAUAUUUUAAUGAAAGUGGUUGUAUCCUUUGAAAAAAAUAUAAACUUAUACCCAAAGAAGGUUUAUGCUUAUCGGAGUAUAAAGACUGGCCUGGAAGAGUUGCUAGCACGUCCAGGUUUCUUGGAAUUAUUAUUUACUAAACCUGAUGAACAUGUCAAAAUGUCAGAUAUUUUUGAUGGACAGAUUUGGAAAAGUUUUCAGGACAGCAUAGGGGAAUUAUAUCUUGCAGAUAAAAGAAAUUUGGGCGUUAUGCUAAACCUAGAUUGGUUUAAUCCGUAUAAGAACAGAGAGCAUAGUGUUGGUGUAAUUUACCUGUCAAUUUUAAAUUUACCAAGACAACAUCGAUUGCUGUGGAAAAACACACUCAUCAUAGGUAUUAUUCCUGGUCCAAAAGAGCCAAAUCUUCACAUUAAUUCUUUUAUCAAACCAAUGGUUGAUGAGCUUUUACAAUAUUGGGAUGGUGUGAUUAUGAAAGAGCCAAGUAGCAUUGGUUAUUCUUUAUAUAAAAUUGCUUUAAUAUCAAUAUCAAAUGAUAUUCCUGCUACUCGAAAGUUUGGUGGUUUUUUGAAUUUCAAUGCAAAGUCAGGGUGCAGUAAGUGUUUGAAAGUAUUCAACAAAGUUGGUGACUUCACUGAUUAUUCUGGAUCUGAUGUUGAUGCCUGGGAAUUGCGAACUGGAAUAAAUCACAAAAGAUACGCCCUUCAUGCUGCCAACGCCAAUACGAAAAGUGAAUGUGAAAAAAGACAAAGAGAACACGGAGCCCGUUACAGCGAACUCCAUAGAUUGCCAUACUAUGAUCCAGUCAGAAUGCAUACAAUUGAUCCUAUGCAUAAUCUUUAUUUGGGUACAGCAAAACAUGUUUUUAAAACUUGGAUUGAAAUUGGGGUUUUAACAUCAGAUAAACUGAAAUGUAUUGACGACAAAAUGAAAAAGGUAAAAGUUCCAACUGAUGUUGGUAGAAUACCAGGUAACAUGUCAGAUUGUUACAAAAGCAUGAAGGCUGAUGAGUGGCGCCAUUGGACACACAUCUAUUCAUGCUUCUGUUUAAAAGAUGUAAUACCAGAUAAUCAUUUAAACAUGUGGUUGAUCUUUGUAGCAGCUUGCAAUAAAAUCUGCACACGAAGUAUAACUGCAGGUGACAUUUAUCAAGCGCAUACUUUAUUUUGUAUGUUUAUUGGCAUAUUUGCAAAUCUAUGUGGAAAGUUAUGGUGUACUCCAAAUAUGCAUCUUCACCUCCACUUAAAAGAUUGUUUGCUGGAUUACGGACCUGUGUAUGCAUUUUGGUGUUUUAGUUAUGAACGUUUCAAUGGAAUUUUAGGUUCAUACCAUGUAAAUAAUCAUGACAUAACAAUCCAACUAAUGCGCAAAUUUAUAAUUGGUUCUCAGGUUAGAGCUUUUAACCUAUUGGAGGAUGACUUCACUGAUAUGCUAAAAUUGUCGUCUGACAAAGAGACCGUGCAUUCCCAGGAAUCACUCCUAAAGCUCCAAAAAGUUCGUGACAGUGAUAAAGUUGUUGGUACUGAACUCGAGUUUACAGGCUGUGAAGAGAAACUCAGCAAAGCCACUCAGUUUAGUUUACCAGGACAUCAAAUAGAUGAGUUAACUAAGUUGUUUUCAUCUCUUUAUCGACAUAUGGAUAUCAAAAGAGUGUCACGAUUCAUUGUGCAAAUAAAAAGAGUCAUGCUGGGUAAUGAAGUUAUUUGUUCAAAGCAUUACAUUCGGAGCAAUGGACAUGGAUCAUUUUUAAAGGCAAGAUAUAAUCAUGGUGAUUAUUUUGACUUUGAGCCAAAAGAAUUAAGACCAGCCGUUGUGAAUGGUAUAUAUGAAAUUAAAGUUGUUUUUUCUGAUCGUGUUGUGAAUCAUAUUGUUGUUGAUGUGAGCUGGUUUAAGAAACACGUGCAGUAUAACUUUUUUGGUGUGAACUCUCCCAUGAAAGUAUGGUGUACUGAAAUUGAUAAAAGAUCGUUGAUACCACUAAAGUUUGUGCAUGGACGUAUAUUGGUGUUAAAGGAACAGAUAAGAAUAAGCAAGCAACAUGUUGAUAUUGUUAAAGUUUGCAUAAGUUUGCCUUCUAAGUCAUUGUAAUAUUAAUUUUGUUAUUCACAGAUUUUUUAACGACUAAUGUCUAAUUUUUUGUAUAUACAUAUUUUUGUCGACAAGAAAAAAUUUCAUAAAAA